GGUUAGCGGAGGUCGAAGGAAGGAUGCCUGUAAAGAGUGACCCUCCACGGAGGACGAGUGCCCUGUACGAGACCCAAAACAGCACACCACCCACCACCAACAACAACUGCGCACAGGAUAGAGAGAGCAGUCCGGAUGGCAGUUAUACAGAGGAACCGAGUUCUGAGGUCCAGAGUAAAGUCCAGCCCGAAACGGCGGAGUCUGGAGAUGAAUUUGAUGAUGCAGAUGAAGAAAUACUACCCACCAUCGGCACCUGCAAAGCCCUCUACCCGUUUGAAGGUGUUAAUGAAGGCACCAUCUCAGUAACGGAGGGUGAGCUCUUGUAUGUAAUAGAGGAAGACAAAGGUGACGGAUGGACGCGUGUUAGAAGAAACGAGGAAGAGGAGGGUUACGUCCCCUCAUCCUACGUCGAGGUCUUUCUGGACUCCAACGCCAAAGAUUCGUAAAGUAUGGAAGGAGGACUCAGUGGUGCAGGGCAAACAGCAGCCAUAUGUGCGGAAAACUACAGCCUACUCUCCAUGAACCACCCUAGAGUGAGACAGAUGAGAGACAGACACAAAACAAAGAGAGGAACAGAGGAAGAGGCUAUAGAGACCUCUCGGCCUAAAUUCUCCUGCUGUAGAGAGGAACUUUAACAGCGAAUCAGUGAAAUAUUAUGGCAUUUAGAUUUAUUACCUGUCUGUUAUUUUAUAAGGAGGUGAAUAUGAUCUGCAUAUAUCAUUUUGCUUUACGGCUCUUCAUCGCUGCUGAACGGCGCUAACGUUUCUUUCAGCCUGUGCGAGUGAGUGUAUGUAUGUGUCAGUUGUUCCGAUUUCCUCACCUUUCCUCAAACUAAAACCCUGGGAAUGUGGUCUGUAAAAUGAGCUGAAUUUUUGGUACCACAACAGUGCUGCGUUCCAUUCAUAUUCCUGCUAUAUAUAGCUUGAUGCUGGAAAGAUGAUGUAUACUACUGGUCAAAAGUUGGGAACAUUUAAGAUUUUUA
This is a messenger RNA of Sinocyclocheilus grahami, 982 nucleotides long. RefSeq names its product formin-binding protein 1-like. Lineage: Eukaryota; Metazoa; Chordata; Actinopteri; Cypriniformes; Cyprinidae. The transcript has 4 exons. Bases 24 to 446 code for a protein of 140 amino acids. Gene Ontology annotation, molecular function: protein binding. The record is from RefSeq and is a predicted model, not a curated record.